Cimex lectularius (bed bug) is the source of this 1451-nucleotide messenger RNA. Its product is annotated as fork head domain-containing protein FD4-like. The record is from RefSeq and is a predicted model, not a curated record. The transcript has a single exon. Gene Ontology annotation, molecular function: RNA polymerase II cis-regulatory region sequence-specific DNA binding; DNA-binding transcription factor activity, RNA polymerase II-specific. Gene Ontology annotation, biological process: anatomical structure morphogenesis; cell differentiation; regulation of transcription by RNA polymerase II. NCBI's taxonomy places the organism in Eukaryota, Metazoa, Arthropoda, Insecta, Hemiptera, Cimicidae. The coding region runs from base 144 to 800 and encodes 218 amino acids.
GGGGAACGGGGUGGAGAACGUGUACGCCAAUGGUAAAAGGUAUGGGCGUGACUGAACACGUCUGGGCGGAGAGGGGUUCUAGGAGGUCCCUUUGCUCCGGCUCUGACAGGUUUCAGUUCUGAUUUCAUCUUGAGUCGGGAAGGAUGCCUCGGCCGUGCCGAGAGUCGUACGGCGAUCAGAAGCCACCAUAUUCGUACAUCUCUUUGACGGCGAUGGCCAUAUGGAGCUCGCCGGAUAAGAUGCUACCUCUGGCCGACAUCUACAGGUUUAUCAGUGACAGGUUCCCGUACUACAGGAGGAACACGCAGCGCUGGCAGAAUUCCCUCCGUCACAACCUCUCUUUCAACGACUGUUUCGUCAAGAUACCUAGGCGUCCGGACAGGCCUGGGAAAGGCGCCUACUGGACCCUUCACCCCGCCGCCCUGGAUAUGUUCGAGAACGGUUCUCUCCUGAGAAGGAGGAAAAGGUUCAAACUGCUCAAAUCGGACAAAGACAGGCUUGAGAACGAAUUGGCGGCGUUGGCCAGUUUGAACAGGUUCGUCGUGAAUCCUCCACCUCCGCCGCAGAUCGUACAGACGCCUCCGCAGACUUCGGAACCUCCUCCUCGGCCGAAACGUCCCUUCGACAUAGAAUCCCUUAUUUCGCCCGAACCCGAGAAACAGCCGCCUCCGCCUCCUCCUCCGCCGCCACCGCCGCCGGUAAGGCCACCUCUUUAUUACAUUCCGCCUCCGAGUCACAACCCCCAGCCCCCGUACUAUUCCUACACGUUCAGGUUCGGACCGACGCUCACAGCCGUCUGACCCUUUCCUCAUUUGGAUAACUAAACGUACAAAUAGUUCGACACCACCAAAAUAUCUCAUUUACAAAACUACACACUAAGCGGUUUACUCCCUUAGUGGUUAAAACGAAGAUACUUGCCAACCUCUUCCCUCCGAUUGUGUAUUUAUUACCUCAUGAUAUCCUACUUUUUCUUAAUUUGUUUUGUUUACGAGUUCUAAAUGUCGUUUCAUCUUUCCUUUUUGUGUAUAUCAUUGUGAAUCGCCUAGUUAUAAAUGUUUAUUAGCCACCGUUUAUGUUUUUCUUGUUGGAAUUCAACAAAAAGUGGACUUUUUGUGAUUUGUUUUUGCUAUAAACGCAAAUUAGGCGGUCUACCCGACCGUUAUGGUAACUAUUUCCUUUUUCCAUUCGAAUGUUUUUUUUAUUAUUUAAUUUUAAUUGUUUUUACGGCGCUUUUGUUGUGCCCUCUAAUUGUUGUGCAACUCUGACAAUGUGUUGUUUCAUUUGUUCGAGGAUGUUCAUUGUGAUAUAUUAAUGUAUAAGAAGAACAAAAAAAAGGUCUUUUUGUAUAGUAUAUUAUAGUUAUUUAACUAAUGAAUUGUAGAUAUGUAAUUUAUGUUUAUUUAAAAAGUUCCUUAGAAAAAACGAUUGAAUCGUGAAUUUAUUAGAUAAAA